GUUGUUGAUCGGAUCUAAUUUUCGUCUCGAGCGCACAUGCAGCUCUCCGGCUGUCAUUCGGCUCUCGGUGACGUUUAUGGCGCCAGAAAUCAAGACCAAAGUGGGGGUUAUUUUUAUUUCGGCGGAUAAACUCGGUCCCUGUGUGAGUUUCGGGGUUCUUGCUAUGGUUUAGGCGGGUGUGUUUGUGUGUGAAUGAGCGGGUUUGGGCUGUAAAAGGUAAAGAUGGUGAUGCUCCGGAGUGGAAGCUCGAGCGCUGAGCCGCUGAAGCGCGACUCCGAUAUGGACACGAGCUCGGAGUUUCUGUCGCUGCGGCGCGCGCAGAAAAAUCCCGCGCGCCUGCAGAAGAAGGUUCUGGAUGACAGCUACAGCAGCCCUGACAACAGCCCCGGGAACCGGAGUCUCUCCGCCAGCACUCACACACCGGGCUAUUUGUCUGUGAAAGAAAAAAACAGCAUGGGGGGAGGUGGUGUGAAGACCAGAGCCCAAACAGACAAACAUGCAGUUUCUUUCGCUGAUACGAGUGACAAACCGAACAGCUCUCCUCAAAAGGAUGAGAAAAGCAUGAAGCACUUAAGGAAAUCUCCAAGAUUGCAAAAAGACGAGAAGUCCGGUGAUGAGAUUAACGUUGAAGAUGAGAUCGACGGGACAGCAGCUUCAAAAAAUUUUCGUGCACGGUUACGAGAGAGAAAAGUGGACUGCACCGUGAGACGCAGCUCCAGAAUCACAAGAUACAAGUUUAACGCCAGGGAUCAGUCUGUUCUCUAUGACCGGCUCAUUACUAACACUGCAGAAGCUGUUCUCCAGAAAAUGGACGACAUGCAGAAAAUGCGCCGAAGGCUGGGUAGCAGAGACUCUAAAAAGGAGAAUCUUAGAAUGUACUCUGGAUCCAAGAGGAAGAGAACCACAAGGUCCUCUGAGAGAACAGACGAGGAAAGUGCCGAUGAGCAAGAGAACGACCACGAUGAAUACACUGAUCAAGAGGAUGAAAAUGAAGAUGGUGAAGGCACAGGAGAAGAGGAGGAAGACCAUGACGAAGGUGACGAUGAUGACGAUGAAGAGGAAGAAGAUAAUCAGAAACGCUACGAAUUCAGACAGAGAAAAGCUGUUGUACGCUACCAAGCUCCUCUUGAAGAGCCAAGGAAGCAGAGCGUAUUUUUCCGCCGGCACUCAACCCCGAUCAGGCGGAGGUAUUCGUUCAGCUCCACAGGGCCAUGCAGUCCAUACAGCAGACGCAGAAGUAGCAGGCGGAGACAUGCCAUCCACAGUAGCGACUCAACCUCCUCCUCUUCAUCGGAUGAUGAGAAAUUUGAGAGGCGGAGGAGUAAGAGUCGGAACAGGUCAACAAACAGAUGCCUUCCGAUGAACUUCCGGAAAGAGGAUCUCUUGGGACUCCACAAGGACCGAAUUAAGAUCGGAGCAAGUCUUGCAGAUGUUGAUCCAAUGCAAAUUGACCAAACGGUGCGCUUUGACAGUAUCGGUGGUUUGAAUAGACACAUUGCUGCUCUAAAGGAGAUGGUGGUCUUUCCUUUACUCUAUCCUGAGGUUUUUGAGCGGUUUAAGAUUCAGCCUCCAAGAGGCUGUCUGUUCUAUGGUCCCCCAGGCACUGGGAAGACCCUUGUGGCGAGAGCGCUGGCCAACGAGUGUAGUCAAGGGCAAAAGAAAGUGGCCUUCUUUAUGAGGAAAGGCGCCGACUGCCUCAGCAAGUGGGUGGGAGAAUCGGAAAGACAGCUCCGGCUCCUUUUCGACCAGGCAUAUCAGAUGCGUCCAUCUAUUAUAUUCUUUGAUGAAAUUGAUGGGAUUGCACCUGUUCGUUCUAGUAGGCAAGACCAGAUCCACAGCUCCAUCGUGUCCACGUUGCUGGCUUUAAUGGAUGGACUGGACAGCCGUGGUGAGGUGGUAGUCAUCGGAGCCACUAACCGGCUGGACUCCAUAGAUCCUGCUCUCAGACGGCCCGGACGCUUCGACAGGGAGUUCCUGUUCAGCCUUCCUGACAGAGAGGCUCGUAAAGAUAUUUUAAAGAUCCACACACGACAGUGGGAUCCUCAGCCAUCAGACGCGUUCCUUGAGGAAUUAGCUGACAAGUGUGUUGGUUACUGCGGUGCAGACAUUAAAGCAGUGUGUUCAGAAGCAGCCCUCUGUGCCCUGCGCCGCUGCUACCCUCAGAUCUACGCCUCCUCACAGAAACUCCUUUUGGACAUCGAGUCUAUAAGCGUGGAAGGCCGUGACUUCCUGUCCGCCAUGAGGAAGAUUGUGCCUGCAUCUCAGAGGGCUGUGGCGUCCCCAGCUAAAGCUUUGACACCUGUCAUUCAGCCUCUGCUGGCGAACACACUCCGUGAUGCCAUGAAGGCCCUGCAGAAGGUUUUCCCUCAUGUGGAGCAGGGCGUCAAGAAGAAGGACAACAAUAGUGCAGCUGGUGUUUUAGACGACUUGCUGCACAGCGACGAUGAGGCCUUGUCUAUGUGCACUAGUAAUCCUUCCCAGACUAAUACAGGCCCAACCGGCUCCUUUCUCCAUUUAACCAAGAGUGCCAAUCAGGAGCCAACAACGUUUAGGCCCCGGCUGCUGCUCUGUGGGAAUCCAGGCUCGGGGCAGAGCACACACCUGGCCCCUGCAAUGCUGCACACCCUGGAGAAGUUCACGGUCUACACACUGGACAUGGCGGUGCUUUUCGGGGUCAGCACUACCAGCCCAGAGGAGGCGUGUGCACAGCUGUUCUGUGAGGCUAAGAGAACGGCUCCCAGCAUCCUGUACAUACCACACAUGCAGCGCUGGUGGGACACGGUGAGCUCUGCACUCAGGGCCACUUUCCUCAGCCUCCUACAGGACAUCCCCUCCUUUUCACCCAUCCUCCUCCUCGCCACCUGCAACCUUCCGUAUCACAGCCUCUACACAGAGAUGCAGGAUCUGUUUCAUGUUGAGUACGGGGAGGUGUUCAGCGUCCCGCUUCCCUCCAUAGAGGAGAGGCGCAAAUUCUUUGAGGAUCUCAUUCUGAACCAAGCUGCCAAAGCUCCUGUAUCUAAAAGAGAAGCAGUUCUCCGGGCUCUGGAAAUUCUCCCACUGGCCCCUCCACCUGCCCCUCGCCAGCUGUCCGAGCAAGAGCAGCAGAAAUUAGAGGAACAGGAAGAGGACACGCUCAGGGAACUCCGCCUCUUCCUGCGUGAUGUCACAAACAGACUUGCUCAGGACAAGCGCUUCAAGGCCUUCACCAAACCAGUGGACACUGAGGAGGUUCCUGAUUACACUACAGUCAUUAAGCAGCCCAUGGACCUGUCCACAGUCCUCACCAAAAUAGACCUACACAAAUAUGUCACUGUGAAAGACUACCUUCAUGAUGUGGACCUGAUCUGGAAGAACGCUUUGGAAUAUAAUCCAGACAUCGAUCCCUCAGAUCGCCUGAUCAGACAUCGUGCCUGCACACUCAAGGACGCUCUUCAUGCCAUCAUCAAAGAUGAACUGGACGAAAACUUUGAAAAGAUCUGUGUCGAGAUCAAGGAAUCCCGUCUGAAACGAGGUUGUACAUCAUCCAGAUUUACACCUUCAUAUUAUCAUGUCCUGCCAAAAGUCCCAGCAUCAUCAGAGCCAAAGACUAAUGAGAGUGGCCCUUCCAAAGAUGUGGCCUCUGUUACAACAACAGUGACUACACCAAAGCAAGCUGUACAGAAGAAAAGGCGGCGCAAGAGGCUUUGGAGCAACGGGCUCGUGCGCCGUAAAAAGUCCGCCCAGUCGCACACGAAAGACUCAAACGAAGCAGAGUCAGACGAGGGAGAAGACGAUGAUGAGGAUGAAGAAGAGGGGAAAACGGCAGAGCAGGACCUAAACGAGUCUGGACAAAUGGAUGUGGAGAACAAGGAGAAUGGUCUUACUUCAAAAGAGGACCGGAGCGAAACCGCAGAAGCCGUGUCCAGCCACAACGGACACGUCAGCAGCGCAGAAGGAGAUUGCAGCGAUUCCUCUAUGGAUGGGAUCCAGAAUGGAAAAUCUUCUGGAAUUCUGGGUAGAGAGACUGGAAACAACGAUGAGGUCCAACCAGUGGAACCCACAAGUGAUAAGAGGGUGGAGCCUAGUGCAGAGGAAGAUGCAGGGAUAGAGAAAGGGAUGAGACGUAUGACCAGAGGCUUAAAGUUGCAGGCUCAGCAGCAGAAACUGAUAGACUUGAACACGGCCAUGAAGAUCCUGGAGCAGAGGAGCCAGCCACUCACUGUGGAUCACAACAAGUUAAAGGAUCUUUUGCAGAAGGUGGUAGUUAAGACUGAGGGUUACGAGGCUGACCUUCUCGAGAAGCUUUAUGCUCGUUUGUGCCAGAGCAUCUACAGACACAGGAAAAAUCACGACAAGACCGCACUUAUACAGGAGAUGGCAAGGGAAGUGGAGGAGUUUACCUAAACAGUACAACUAAAGAUAUUCACGCAUAGUACUAAAUUAUAUUUUACUACAGUGAUUUAAAAACCUCAGCGAUUGUAUUUUUUAUUAUCUAUGUAUUCCGCUGUAUUAAAAUAUUUGUCAGCA
Neoarius graeffei (lesser salmon catfish) is the source of this 4506-nucleotide messenger RNA. Its product is annotated as ATPase family AAA domain-containing protein 2-like. Bases 223 to 4383 code for a protein of 1386 amino acids. The record is from RefSeq and is a predicted model, not a curated record. Gene Ontology annotation, cellular component: nucleus. Gene Ontology annotation, molecular function: chromatin binding; histone binding; ATP binding. NCBI's taxonomy places the organism in Eukaryota, Metazoa, Chordata, Actinopteri, Siluriformes, Ariidae. Gene Ontology annotation, biological process: positive regulation of transcription by RNA polymerase II. The transcript is spliced from 28 exons.